Messenger RNA from Centruroides sculpturatus (bark scorpion), 1471 nucleotides. Its product is annotated as tetratricopeptide repeat protein 17-like. The transcript is spliced from 3 exons. NCBI's taxonomy places the organism in Eukaryota, Metazoa, Arthropoda, Arachnida, Scorpiones, Buthidae. The record is from RefSeq and is a predicted model, not a curated record. Bases 159 to 875 code for a protein of 238 amino acids. Gene Ontology annotation, cellular component: cytoplasm; actin cytoskeleton. Gene Ontology annotation, molecular function: protein binding. Gene Ontology annotation, biological process: actin filament polymerization.
UACUGUAAAUACCUAAAAAUCAAGUUAAUAAACAUUAUAAUGAAUAUAAAAUUUGUUUUUAUAGAUCAAGUAAAAAGGAAACACCUGAUCCAAAUACCGAAGAUAUAAUAGAUGAGUUAGAUUGUGGUGAAAGUGUUAAUUAUACUGUAUAUGAUCACAUGUCUGGAAUAUUAAAUAGAUAUUUGCAUCCUCAUAUUACUGAAUUAGAUGUAGCAACAUUAUUUAAAAAGAAUGGAAAUAAAAAAGAUGUAGAUGUCAAUCAAUUAGAAAAAAAGUUAAGAAAAAUUCGGAAAGAGAAGCCAAAUUCUACAGAUACUUACAAUCAAAUUGGAAAUUUUUGGAGAAUAAAAGGAGACACAUUAAAGGCUAUAGACUGUUUUCGUAAAACAUUGAGUAUCUCCCCCAAUGAUCCAGAUGCUCUCUUAAACUUGGCAAGGAUAUUAUUUAAUUUACAAUAUCUAGAAGAUGCAAUAUUUCUAGCAAGAAGAUCUGUGGAAGUUAAUCCACCACAACAAAGUGCCUGGUUACAUCAUUUCAAACUAGGUGAAAUUUUAAAAGCUUAUGGUCAUUAUCAUGAAGCUAGUUUACAGUUUAAACAAACUUUAGAGCUUAAUCCAUCCUUUAAGCAAGCAUCAAUUUAUUUAAAGGAAAUCGAAUCACUGCCUGACACAACUGUUCACAUUUAUACAUUUUUCAUUAUAGUAAUUUUAGUACUAACUGUAUUUUUAGGCAUUCUGUCCACCGUCGAAGCACACAACGAGGAAUUUGCUGACGGGUUAAAAACAAAGCGGCAUUUUAAUCGUGCCAUGGCCAUGCGUUCAAUAAAACUUGGCAUGAAUCCACGUAAUUUAAGAUGUAGGAAAUAUCACUCUUAACUUGUUCAUUUACAAGUUUUUAAAAAAUUUGCAAACGUUUUUAUGUAAAUAACAUUAUACAUAUUGUAAAAAUUCAAACACAGUAAAUCUUAGCAAUAAUAAACUAAAUAAUCAAGAAGCAAAAAUAUUAAUGUUUAAAUGCUCAUUUUUACAAAAAAACACUUAUUUGCCUUAAAUUGCAAGAAUCAAGCAAAACGAAUGUGUUCAAAAUGCAAAAAUGUUUUUACAAAUUUUCAAAUGAAAAUUCUAUUUUCUGUUUUUGUAUAUUUAGAAGAAAAGCAAUCCUGCUUACAUCUAGUCUGACUUGUUUUAGAAAUCUUUUAAAUGAAAAUCAUAAUUUGCUAAAAGCUUAGUUGUGUUGAAACUAUUACUUUUGUACAAGAAGUAUAAUAGAAAUUAGCAAUAAAUGAAUAUGCAUAAACAGUUGUGACAAAUUUUAUUUCAGCUAGUCCCAUACAAUUUCCAAAAUUUUUUCCUCUUCGGAUAUUUAAUGCCUUAAAACAAUGUUUUAAUUUUUAAUGAAAAUACCUCAACUCAGUUUUUUGUUAUAAAUCAAUAAAUAAUGAAAAUUCUCUAUAAUCAGUAAUAAAUUCUCA